AUGGUUACUAUUGAAGUGAAAAAAUUGUCGUUGCAUAUCGUUGGUAUAAGUGUCGUUGCAAAAUAUUUUGCUGCGACAUUUGAUGUCGCUGUGAUAACAAAUGGUUUCACAACAAUACUUAUUGCUACCUUAAUUGAUCUAGCACAAUCAAACACAAAGCCGGUUGUUAUAAGUUUAGAUGAAUCCAGUGAAAGUGUUAUCAAUCUGAGUAAGGAUGCUUUAGCUUUAACUCUAAUUUCACCAGAUUUCGGUCACAUAAUCCACCAAAAUCCAUUGACAAUUUUUGCACCAUCUUCCAUUCAUGACAUAUCAAAAUUGAUAAAAUUCUCAAACUCACUUCUAAUUCCUUUCACUAUAGCUGCUAGAGGGCAAGGACAUUCGGUUAAUGGACAAUCCAUGACAAAUGAUGGUGUUGUGGUGAACAUGACUGAAUUGAAUAAUAGUAAUAAUAAUGGAAUUGUUGUGUUUGAUGAUUAUGUUGAUGUUGUUGGUGAACAAAUUUGGAUAGAUGUUUUGCAUGCAUGUCUUGAAAAAGGAUUAACACUACUUUCUUGGACUGAUUAUUUGUAUUUAUCUGUUGGUGGAACACUCUCUAAUGCUGGGAUUAGUGGUCUUGGUCCUCAGAUUUCUAAUGUUCAUGAGUUAGAUGUUGUUACAGGUAUGUACCAAACAUUCUUUUCAUAUUUAUAUGAUUAUGUUGAUGUUGGUGGUGAACAAAUUGGGAGUGGUGAUUCGGGAUAUGGCGGCGAAGAGGUGGUUGUUUUGGUGUAUGGUGGUGGUGGUGGUUGUUUUGGUGAUUCUGCUAUUAAUGUUGUUGAAAAUGAAGAAAGAAGCAGGGACAGUGGUAAGAGUAGUGAGUCCAGUCAGCGCCACCGUGUCUACUAA
Molecule: messenger RNA, 885 nt
Organism: Vicia villosa (hairy vetch)
Lineage: Eukaryota; Viridiplantae; Streptophyta; Magnoliopsida; Fabales; Fabaceae
Product: cytokinin dehydrogenase 10-like
Exons: 5
Coding region: 1-885 (294 amino acids)
Molecular function (GO): oxidoreductase activity; FAD binding
Source: RefSeq, a predicted model, not a curated record